Molecule: messenger RNA, 437 nt
Organism: Cylicostephanus goldi
Lineage: Eukaryota; Metazoa; Nematoda; Chromadorea; Rhabditida; Strongylidae
Source: the annotation of a GenBank genome assembly
AUGUGUCAGUGUUUGCUUCUGACUGUUGACCUUUCAUGGAUCUGCUGGAACAUUCUUUGCAGAAGUUGUGCGCUUGCAGAUCCAACGCCAAUACUAGAGCAGGCGAUCGUUUGGAAAGCGCAAGCAGAGAAGACCAAUAUAGCUGUUGAAGAAGCGAAUCAUUUCCGAGCGCAGAUUGCUCUUGUUCAAACAGAGUUAGCCGAUUUGAAAAAUCAGGAUGUCACAAUUCGUCAACUUCGCGACACUAUAGCUAAACUUGAAGAAGACAAAGCUAGAGAAGUUGAGCAAGCUAUCUCAGAAGUGGAAAAAGAACUCAGAGACGAGUUUUCCAUACGUGAUCACGAAACUACAAUGCGUUCCGAUAAGUUGAAAGCUGAGAAUGCUGCACUUGAGAAGAAGGUGAGCUUUUUUAUUCGGUUAUUUUUCUCAAUAUGAUG